This is a messenger RNA of Girardinichthys multiradiatus, 581 nucleotides long. Its product is annotated as cytochrome c oxidase subunit 5B, mitochondrial. Bases 82 to 468 code for a protein of 128 amino acids. Gene Ontology annotation, biological process: mitochondrial electron transport, cytochrome c to oxygen. Gene Ontology annotation, cellular component: mitochondrial envelope. The transcript is spliced from 4 exons. The record is from RefSeq and is a predicted model, not a curated record. Lineage: Eukaryota; Metazoa; Chordata; Actinopteri; Cyprinodontiformes; Goodeidae.
UUGUGUCAGGGUCAUUUCAGUCCAGCUAACAGCCCUGUCAGAGUUAGGUCAUUGUCUUUACCUGAGAGGAACAGCACCAGCAUGGCGGCCCGCCUUCUUCUCCGAACCUGUUCGUUGAGAGCCCUGCAGCUGAGGGGGACCAAUGCGGGGAAACCGCUGCAGCGAGCCGUGGCCUCAGCGGGAGGAAUACCAACAGAUGAAGAGCAAGCCACUGGACUGGAGCGGCGCACCCUGCAGGCCCUCAAACAAGGAAAAGAUCCUUACAGCAUCCUGAAGCCCAAACAGUACACUGGCACCAAGGCAGACCCUCACAUUGUUCCGGGCAUUGGAAACAAGAGGCUGGUUGGCUGUCUUUGUGAGGAAGACAACACUGCUAUCGUGUGGUUCUGGCUUCAUGAGGGAGAUCCCCAGCGGUGUCCUUCAUGUGGGUCUCACUACAAGUUCGUCCAUCACGAACUGCCCCAUUAAAAAAGGCCAAACGCUCUGUGCCAAAAUAUCAGGACAGCAAUGUUCUGCUUCAGUGGAAUGUGUGCUCAUCAUUUAACAUGUACAGUUUAUCAUUAAAUGUGUAACAAAAAGAA